Messenger RNA from Austrofundulus limnaeus, 3562 nucleotides. It is a transcript of the gene itgb3a, whose product is annotated as integrin beta 3a. NCBI's taxonomy places the organism in Eukaryota, Metazoa, Chordata, Actinopteri, Cyprinodontiformes, Rivulidae. Bases 272 to 2635 code for a protein of 787 amino acids. The record is from RefSeq and is a predicted model, not a curated record. Gene Ontology annotation, biological process: platelet aggregation; integrin-mediated signaling pathway; cell adhesion mediated by integrin. The transcript is spliced from 15 exons. Gene Ontology annotation, molecular function: fibronectin binding; integrin binding; fibrinogen binding. Gene Ontology annotation, cellular component: cell surface; synapse; integrin complex.
UAAUUUUCAUAUUUACGUUUGCAUUUUUUUCUGCUUUCAGGAAGUAAAACAAAACAACAUAGUGAUGAGGUCUUCCUUCACAAUAAAAACAACAAAUCAAACUUUGUGUGUGAGCAGUUUGAGCUCUGCUCCAUCAGACGGUGUGUCGGCCCACAGAAACGGGUCUCAGCUUGUCAGRACGUCCUGCAGGUCUUCAGCUGACAGGAGGAAGAGUUUCACUCACUGGAUCAGGACCAGGACCAUCUGAAACCGGCUCAGAUCCGCGCCAGUCAUGGGGUCUUCAUCAGACCGUGUAGCGGUGCUCGUCCUCUUUUUAUCUUCAGCUUCAAACGUCUUUGGUUCCAACGUCUGCACGUCCCGAGGAGUCACCACCUGUCAGCAGUGCCUCGCCGUUCAUCCGAGCUGCGCCUGGUGCUCUCAGGAGGAGUUUGGGGUCGGGGGGUCCGGUCUUUCUCGCUGUGACGUCAAAGAGAACCUGCUCAAAGAGGGGUGCAGCUCGGCGGCUCUGGAGUUCCCCUCCAGCACUUUGACCGUCCUGAAGGACGUUCCCCUCAGCGACAAGGCUUCAGGUGCGGCUGAUGACGUCACUCAGGUCCGGCCUCAGAAACUCCAGAUGAAGUUAAGACCAGGAGACUCCAAGGUGUUUACGGUGACAGUGAAGCAGGUGGAAGACUACCCCGUGGACCUCUACUACCUGAUGGACCUCUCGUACUCGAUGAAAGAUGACUUGGAUCGCCUGGUCACCUUGGGAAACAAGCUCGCCGAGACCAUGGGCAAGACCACGAGCAAACUGCGCAUGGGCUUUGGAGCGUUUGUGGACAAGACCAGCAUGCCGUACAUGUACACCUACCCUCCACAGGCCAUCCCGAACCCCUGCUUUGACAUAGGUGAUCAGUGCAUGGCUCAGUUCGGCUACAGGCACGUGUUGCCGCUGACGGAGCAGGUGUCUCGCUUCACAGAGGAAGUGAAGAAGCAGAAGGUGUCCAGAAAUAGAGACGCUCCCGAGGGUGGAUUCGACGCCGUCAUCCAGGCGGUGGUGUGCAAGGACAAGAUCGGCUGGCGUCCAGAUGCCUCUCAUCUUCUGGUGUUGACCACGGACGCCAAAACCCACACGGCUCUCGAUGCACGUAUAGCCGGCAUCGUCCAGCCCAAUGAUGGGCAGUGUUACCUCGACGACAACAACGUUUUCAACAAAUCCGCCGUGCUGGAUUAUCCCUCCUUGGCUCUCAUAACAGACAAGAUGUCUGAAAACAACAUCAAUUUGAUCUUUGCUGUGACCAGCUACGUUGUGCCUCUUUACAAGGAGUACAGUCAGAUCAUGCCUGGGACGACUGUGGGAAUGCUGUCAGAUGACUCUGGGAAUGUAAUCCAGCUGAUUGAGGAUGCAUAUGCGAAAAUCCGCUCUAAAGUGGAGCUGGAGCUGCUGGGAGUCCCAGAUGAGUUGAAUCUGUCCUUCAACGCCACCUGCCUGAACGGAGAAAUCAUCCCUGGACUCAAGUCCUGCUCUGGACUGAAGAUUGGGGACACGGUGUCUUUCAGCGURGAGGCUCAGCUGCGUGGCUGCCCUAAAGAGAAGAGCCGCACCUUUACCCUCAAACCUCUGGGCUUCAAGGACUCCCUGGAGGUCAGGGUGGACUUCGCCUGCGGCUGCGACUGCGAGGCGAAGGCGGUGCCCGACAGUGUGGUCUGCAGCGGCGGCAACGGAACCUACGAGUGCGGCGUUUGCCAGUGUCACCAAGGUCGGCUGGGUCCGCGGUGCGAGUGCUCGCUGGAGGACUCCAGCUCCUCCGACGAUUCCAACUGCGUCCCAAAAUCAGGGGGCCCGAUGUGCAGCGGGCGAGGCGACUGCUUGUGCGGACAGUGCUCCUGUCACGCUAACGACUUCGGUCAGGUGUGGGGGAAGUACUGCGAGUGUGACGACUUCAACUGUCUGCGCUUCAAGGGGGUCCUGUGCUCUGAUAAAGGAAAGUGUAGCUGUGGGUUCUGCCAGUGCGACGCCGGCUGGCAAGGUGAGAGCUGUAACUGCUCCACCCGGACCGACACCUGCAUGUCCGGCAUCGGGCUGCUGUGCAGCGGCAGGGGGAACUGCGAGUGUGGCGUCUGUCAGUGCACCCAGACCGGCGCCUACGGAGACACCUGUGAAAAAUGCCCCACCUGCCCCGACUCCUGCACCAUCAAAAAGGAGUGUGUCGAGUGUCAGCACUUCAAGAGAGGACAGUACACCACAGACGACAGCUGCAGCAGAAUCUGCAAAACUGAAAUACAAGUAGUGGGUGAACUGGCUUCUCACGGAGAACACGCAGUGAACUGCUCCUACAAAGAUGAGAACGACUGCAUCGUGCACUUCCAGUACUACGAAGACACCAGUGGCAAAUCCAUCCUGUAUGUGGUGAAAGAACCAGAGUGUCCCGAGGGUCCUAACAUCUUAGUGGUGCUCCUGGCGGUGGCUGGAGCCAUCCUGCUGCUGGGCCUCGUCGGUUUGCUCAUCUGGAAGCUGCUGAUCACCAUCCACGACCGCAAAGAGUUCGCCAAGUUUGAGGAGGAGCGAGCCAAAGCCAAAUGGGACACGGCGAACAACCCGUUGUACGUCGGAGCCACCUCCACUUUUACCAACGUAGCGUACCAGAGCAACUAACGGCCGAAUGCAACAAGUUCAAAACUCAGGGGUGGACGACUGCAGAGCAGAAAGUUGAACUGCUGCAGAAAACUUCUUACUGCUGUUAAAAAUUUAAUGUGAUAAAUGUACAUAAAUACUGUAAAAARCCAUAAUGAGAACUGUUAAUAAGGCACUGAUCGUUCCCUCUGAGGCUUUUUUUUAAAGAUGGGUCAGACUGUAGCACCUCUGGUAUGUUUACACCAAACAGAACUGUUGUUCGGCCUUUUUUUUUCUCCUGAUGUAAAACAUUUCUCUGCCACCUCCGCAACAUUUUCUUUUUCUGAUUGUAGUUAUUUUUAGUUUAAAGUUGAAAUCCCGCUGCUGGUUUACAGAGACGUCUGCCGUCAUUGAUGUAAUGUAAUUGAAUGAGAUUGCACAUAAAAUUAUUUUAAAGGUUAGUCUAGGAAUUCAAGACCUUUAUUAUCCACGUGUUUUACUUGUUUCAGCUCUGUGUCACUCUGAAAUGCAGGAUAUAUAUAGAGGAUGACUUAGCCCUGUAAAGAUAUAAAGCUUAUUUUUUUUUUGUUGUGAAGUUUUAGGGACUGUUGUGAAAUAAAGUCGGUAGGUAAAGCUAUGAAACAUGGUAAUAUAUUUUGGUUUUGCAGGUUCUGUUUUCAGGAUGUGGUCUGAACUCUGAUAUCUGUCACGUUUUUUUAUAGACUGAAAAAAACAACAACUCUAUUUAAACCGGACAUCACCAAAAUCCGCAUAAAUCUUAUUUUAUUCCUUGUUUUGUUUUUUGUUUUUUUAACUGUCCGAUCUGCCAGGGGCUGUUUGAGGUGAAUAUUUUCACAUCCAAAGCAAUGAGAAACUUCUGCCCUCAGCAACUGUUUGYUUUACAAGUCCUGACAGAUCAGCUGUGUCGUUCGUUUUGGAUCCAAAUGUUAAUAAAAGUUUCUGAUCGCC